GAGCUUCGUGCUGAAUAUCAUAUAAUCACGUGAUCAUUCAUAAAUGCCAAGACAUUUAUCCCUACUACGCAGCCUCGCCCAAACCUGGCAAACCACCAGCCUCAUCUCAACCAGAGGCCUUACCCAUUUCCAAAAACCCACGAACUCACACCCGCAAACAUGUCACUCUCCUCCUACCUCGCCUCCAAAUACCUCACCGCGGACCCCGGCCCCUCCUCCUCUUCUUCCUCCACCAAAAAACGCAAGCGCAAGACCAAAGACACAUCCGCCAACACCGGCCUUAUCAUCGCCGACGACGACGCGGACUGGGCGCCCGUCCGCAAGGACGAUGAUGAGGAUACAAUUACAGCCGUGACAUCUGGGUCUACUGCAGAAUUUCGCAAAGCUAAACAGAGCGCGUGGAAAUCCGUGCGGGAGCCUACCGCCGGCGGAGGAGAUGAUGCACAGGCCGACGCGAUUGUAGCGCAAGCGGCGCGGGAGAAUGAGGAAGCGGGGAGAGGGGAUGAGGAUCCAAGUAUUGUGAAGAUGGGGGAUGGGACGCAUGCGGGUCUUCAGAGCGGCGCAGCGGUGGCGGAGCAGAUGGAGAGGGCGGCGAGGAGGGAGAGGGCGAGGUGGGAGAAAGAGGAGCGGGAAGGGGGGGGGAGGGGGAAGGAGGAGGAGACGGUGUAUCGUGAUGCGACGGGACGGAGGAUUGAUAUUAGUAUGAGGAGGGCGGAGGCGAGGAGGGAGGAGGAGGAGAGGGUGAGGAAGGAGAGGAGGGAGAGGGAGGAGAUGGGGGGGGAGAAGCAGAAGGAGGUGAGGGAGAAGAGGAGGGAGGAGCUGGAGGAGGCGAGGUUUAUGCCGGUGGCGAGGGGGGUGGAGGAUGAGGAGUUGAAUAGGGAGUUGAAGGGGAAGUUGAGGUGGGAUGAUCCGGCGAUGGCGUUCUUGACGCAGAAGGAGGAUGUUGGAGGGGGUGGGGGUGGGAGUGCGGCUGUAGCGGGGACGGGGAAGAAGACAUAUAAGGGAGCUGCGGCGCCGAAUCGGUAUGGGAUUCGUCCUGGGCAUAGGUGGGAUGGGGUUGAUCGCGGGAAUGGGUGGGAGGGUGAGAGGUUCAGGGCGCUGAAUCGGACGAAGAGGAAUAAGGACCUGGAUUUUGCGUGGCAGGAAGAUACUUGAAGGAGCUGUUGCGGUUAAUUCUGGCAGUGGUUUGGUUGUUGAGAGGAGAGACUGUAUUAUAUCCCCGUGGCACGGAAGCUUGAAUAUUGAUGAAAUCACCGUGUCGCAUCUUUGUAGGAAUUUGGAAAAUGGAUAAAUAAUGAUCUGGAUCAUAUAAAUUACUUGUUGAAUAGUAUUAUUACAUAUGUGCAAGCUGGA
This is a messenger RNA of Pseudogymnoascus verrucosus, 1353 nucleotides long. RefSeq lists its product as uncharacterized. Gene Ontology annotation, molecular function: RNA binding. The transcript has a single exon. Bases 160 to 1155 code for a protein of 331 amino acids. Gene Ontology annotation, cellular component: RES complex; U2-type spliceosomal complex. Lineage: Eukaryota; Fungi; Ascomycota; Leotiomycetes; Thelebolales; Thelebolaceae. Gene Ontology annotation, biological process: mRNA splicing, via spliceosome. The record is from RefSeq and is a predicted model, not a curated record.